This is a messenger RNA of Mercurialis annua (annual mercury), 1579 nucleotides long. RefSeq names its product rho-N domain-containing protein 1, chloroplastic. The record is from RefSeq and is a predicted model, not a curated record. Gene Ontology annotation, biological process: DNA-templated transcription termination. Bases 81 to 1388 code for a protein of 435 amino acids. Lineage: Eukaryota; Viridiplantae; Streptophyta; Magnoliopsida; Malpighiales; Euphorbiaceae. The transcript has 2 exons.
AAAAGAGCAGCUAGUCUGUUAUAAAAAUGCAAAAGCGCCAUUAAUUUAAAUUCAAAGCUCUCACUCACUUCUACCCUCCAAUGUCGCAAGCAGUCCACCUUUUCUCUACAACUAUUCCAGGUUAUGGACGUUCAGAGGGCAAUUGUCUUCCUAGUUCUGGAUCUUCUGGGAAAGUAGUUGCCGUAUCCCUUUGUCCUUCUCGUGGUAACCGUAGAAAUUCUUCACACGUCAAGAUUGGAUCAAUAAAAUGUGUUUCUGGGGGAGCAUCUUUUGUAUGCCGAGCAAGUUCUGGUAGUCCGAGGAGAAACUCGGACUUUUCAAGGCAAAGCAGACAGGGAUACUCCCGAAAUAGGAACAGGCAAAAUGAAGAGAGAGACAGCUUUGAUAGCAUUGAUGAAUCUGAUGUGUUAACAUCGAAGAAUGGGCCUUUACUCUCCUUCUCAAAUACCUCAAAAUUCCAAGCCACUGCCACUCCAGGUCCAAGAGAGAAGGAGAUUGUUGAGCUGUUCAGGAAGGUCCAGGCUCAGCUACGUGAAAGAGCUGCCGUCAAAGAAAACAAGAAGGUUGAAACCUCCAAAGGAAAAGUUAAAGAGAGCGAAACUGUGGAUUCCCUCCUUAAACUGCUUAGGAAACACUCAGUUGAGCAAGGUAAGAAAAAAGAUAGCAGCUCUGGGGACUUUGCUGUGCACCAGCCAGAACAGAAUGGAUCACACGGCGAGGAUAGAAACACAAGCUUCUUCAAGCCAGAACCGAAUGGAUCACAUGGUGAGGAUAGAAACACAAGCUUCUUCAAGCCAGAACAGAACGGAUCACAUGGUGAGGAUAGAAACACAAGUUUCUUCAAGCCAGAACAGAAUGGAUCACAUGGUGAAGAUACAAUUAUAAGCGUCUUCAAGCCAAACAACAAGGAGAGGAGUGGAGUCUCAGAACCUAAUUCCAUUAAUAGCAGACCACCAUCAAGUUUUCGACGCAGGUCUCCAGUUCCUCGAUUGAAAUUCCAGCCUGUUUAUUCAAAUGAGGACUCUAUUAACUCUACUUCUUAUUCAAGUUUAACUGGUGAUAAGAAGAAACAACUAGAAUCCCUCCCAGACACUGCCCAGCUGUCUGAAUUGGAGAUAGAGGAGCCUGAGUUGGAACUGGAGCAGGAGCUAGAGUCCUCAUUCCAUAAUGGAGACGUGCUAGAUGAGUUAUCAGAAGGAGAGUCUUCAGAUAUUGAUAGCAUUGAUGAGGAUAGCAGACAGGAAAAGGAGAAUGAGCAUGAGCUUGAAAAUUUAAGUUCAUUGAAGCUGCCAGAGCUGAGGGCCCUUGCUAAAUCACGCGGAUUAAAAGGGUUUUCAAAGAUGAAGAAAGGAGAGUUAGUAGAUUUGCUAAGUGGUGGUUCAAUCUGAUUAGUUAUGAAGGUAAGAAAGUGAGGAUGAUAGGUUUGAUCCUAGAUAAUUUUUGGUUGUUUGUAUUUCAUUUUUUGUUUGUCAGAUUCUCAUUUUUGUUUGCUUGUAAUGUAGUUAUGUUAUUUUCAGUGAAUGAUCAAAACCCUAUGUUUCAGAAAGAAAGGAUAUGGAAACUUCUGAAUUCUAUUCUA